UGCUUUAGCCGGACGUAGCUGGCAGUGCACGUUCACUUACUAGCUGUAUUCCGUGCUCUUAGACACUUAGGCAUUAUUAUACUUAUUGACAUAAGUAGUCUGACAUGUUCAAUUUUCCAAAGCGCGGAAUGGCGACAGGCAGAGCUGCCUGUUGAGACGUUGUUCGAAAAUUUUGCGUCAUCACAGAAACUCCGCCCAUGGAACCUUUCGCUCAUCCCUUUUUUUUCUUUUUUUUUAAACAUUAUUCUUGGCGGAGGUUUUAAUCACUGUGGUUGUUUUUUCGAUUUUGUAAAAUACGUUAAAUUAGGCGUGUGCGUCAUUUAACACAUCACGCAAAUCGGCACUGAACGACUCAGAAGUCAGCCGCAUCUUGCGUGCUAUGCUGUAGCAAAGCUGGCUCUGUUUUGCUCACAACGAUGGCCAUUUGUGUGGAGGAGGUGUCCGCGUCCCUUGUGCGGGAAUAUCUGAGCAGAAAGGGACUCAAGAGGACCAUUGCCUGCAUGGAUGAAGAGCAUCCGCGCACACAGUCCAGCAUCAACAACAGAUCCCACUUGAGACAAGUACUGCACAUUGAGGAUCUGUACAGGGCAAACAAGGUUCGUAGUUCACCUCUGAGAACUUUGCUGGAAAUUAUUGUCAAGUACCACAUUGAAGUUCACAAUGAUGACAAGAUGGCCUGUAGAAGCGAUGAAACUGAUUCUCUGCAGUCUGCUUUUGUAAUCAGCUCACUUGAUCUCUCUCCUACAAAAACACCAUCACAAAAGAAUGAAAGUAACUUAGAACACAGCACAAUAUCCUUUGAUUCUGGUGACCGCAUCAAAUUAAGAUCACAGGACAAGGAAGUAUCCACCUCUCAAAUGGCAGUAUUUUCACUUGAUGGAGAGAGACUCAUGGGCCACAGUGAAACCAAGUCGUGGUUAUGUGGAUCGGCAGAUGAAAACGGACAAUCUAAUACGACGUCUAUGCAUGACAACAGUUGCUUUACUAUGAAUGAACCUGAAAAAAAGCCUCCCGUCAAUGAACUAAUUCAAAGGAGACAACUCAAUCGGGUCAGACGUGGCAUGAUGGCUGGACCGAUAACCAGCACUAUUCAGGAGUCAACCAAACAAAGGCAGAGUCGUAAAGUGGGUGUGCCUCAGCUGCUGUUCAGGAACGAAGAGGAGGAGCUUAGGCAGUCUCGGAAUGAACUGCCUGGGAACAGUUUACAACAAAAAGUUUUAGAAAAAUCCUCAAGUAGUGCUACAGAAACACCGAAGAACUUGGAGAAAGACAGGCAAGAUAGAAAUAACAGAAGAAUAGUUAUGUCCAAGACACAACCAAGUAUGAUAUUGUCCGAGAUGGUGUUAGAUGACAUUGACGAUGAGCUGCCAGAAAUACCUAAAAUGUCCUUCGAGAACACAGCAACUGCACGGAGCAGCCACACCCCACGCCCAAUAGACCGACACACAGCCUCGGAAUUGAAAUUAGUUCUCCUUGGCUCAAGUCUCAAAUGUUUCACUCCCGAAUGGAUAAAUCAGGGUUUCACAUUCUCUGAAAUGCAUGACCUGAGAUAUGGAAUGGUGCAGAAAAAGGCUGGUCCUUGUGGUGUUCUAGCUUCCAUCCAAGCUUUUAUUUUAAAGAAACUUCUGUUUGAAAGCAAAACCAGUUGUAAUGCACGACUUCAGCAUUUAAGACCAUCAAAUGCAACUCGAAGAAAAUGUCUGGUCUUAGCUAUGGCUGAAGUGUUGUGGAGGGCUGGUGAGGAAAAGCAAGCCACUGUAGCAAUAAACACGGGACGGACACUUUUCACUUCCAGCAGACACUACAAAUCCGAAGGUGUCCUUGAAAAGAUCAGCUGUUUUACAGUGGACAGUAUUACAGACCUGCAGUUGUUACUGGAACAACAUAUUGAGCAGUUUGAAACAGGGGAGCUGGGAUGUCUGUUGCUGACCAUAUCUGCCGUCUUGUCUCGUUCAGUUGAUAAAACUAGAGAGGAUAUGGACGAAGUUACCACCACACUUAUUGGAGCUCAUGGCUACUGUACUCAGGAGCUUGUCAACCUGUUGCUGGUGGGACAAGCAGUUUCUAACGUGUUUGACGGCAACAUGGAGCUGGACUCUGGCAACACUAGCUCUACACUGCUUAAGGGAAUCAAAGCACACUGUAACAUUGGCCUUCUGUCUCUGUUCGAACAUUACAAUGUCUUUAAGGUUGGAGACUAUCUCAAGAACCCCCUUUUCCCCAUCUGGGUUGUGUGCAGUGAAAGCCACUUCAGUGUCCUGUUUGGCCUCCAGGGGGAGCUGAUAACAAAUCCAGACAAAGGUCUGGAGUUUGACCUCUACUACUAUGAUGGACUGGCCAAUCAGCAGGAAGAGAUCCGGCUUACUAUCUCUGUCAGCAAAUCAUCGGUCAGUUGUCAGAAUGUGGACGGGGAUUUAAUUCCUCCUUUGGAACUCUGUAUUCGAACAAGGUGGAAAGAUGCACUUGUGAGAUGGAAUGACACAGAGCCCAUUCUCUGAAUGCAUGGGGAGUUUUACAUAUUUUCUUCUAAGAUGAACAGAUAUCAUUGCAUCUUUCUCUAAUUUUUCCCGCAGUAGGCUUUAUUACUGAGACAUAGUGUUUCCUGUAGUUUUCCCUUUCCCCGAUGUCAUGGAUAUAAUUCAUUAUAUGAGGAAUACAUAACUCAUAAAUACUUGAAUGCCAUGGUUUGAUGAGAACACCCAAAACAAACUUUUUAUUUUAUCAUCAUUAAGGGGAUACAAAUGCAUAUUCAUAAAAAAAAUUAUUUAUAAAAGAGUAUAACAUUAAAAAUAUCAACACUUAUUAACCUGUUGCAUCACAAGGAGGCUUAUAUCAAAGAAAUAUUUUUUUUCCCUCAUCAUGUAAUGUUAAUGUAAAAAGAUACUGUGCAUUUGUAUUAGGGUUGUGAAAUUGUGGAGAUUGUAUCAAAUGUUACUCUGACACAAAAAUGUACUUUACUUUGUUCCAUUUAUAUUAAGUCAUUUAGCAGCUUUUAAAUGUUUUCUUUACCUCAGAGGCCUUUUAACUAGUUCUUAUUCUGUUUAUAUUUUACUGUAAGAUAACUGAGAAGAAAAAAAAAUGUUUUCAAGUCUUAAUGUACAUUAAACUGACUGACUAAUUUACUCAGCAAGAGAGCAAGAUACAUUAUAAAUUCUGGAAGUGUUGUACUGUGA
Messenger RNA from Syngnathoides biaculeatus (alligator pipefish), 3173 nucleotides. It is a transcript of the gene mindy4, whose product is annotated as MINDY lysine 48 deubiquitinase 4. Gene Ontology annotation, molecular function: K48-linked deubiquitinase activity; cysteine-type deubiquitinase activity. NCBI's taxonomy places the organism in Eukaryota, Metazoa, Chordata, Actinopteri, Syngnathiformes, Syngnathidae. The record is from RefSeq and is a predicted model, not a curated record. Bases 417 to 2498 code for a protein of 693 amino acids. The transcript is spliced from 18 exons. Gene Ontology annotation, biological process: protein K48-linked deubiquitination.